ACACCCCCCACCCCUCCACUUCCCUGGGACGUGCCUUUGUCACGCGCGUGCGUGCACGCUCGUUUGGAACACGGCCUACGGGCGCGCGCUGAUCCCUGGGACACCGUGAGAGGUUCACACGGCGCCAACAAUGUAGGAAAGUUGCCUUACUCUUCCAUAGGAGCAACUUUAAGCGAAUGCCGAGGGGCGGAAACUUUUCACUAGUUACCUCGAUAAGCCAAUUUAAUUUUUUACGCAUUGUACGUUUCAUAUUUGAUGAGUUUACGUGUGCAACUUGUGGCACACCGAGCGACGUCAGGCCGUCAAUGAACGCCGCAGGCAGACAGACGGGCAGGAAGCUAAAGGCUAACAGCUAAGCGCUAGCUAGCUGCCGCUGGCAAGUGUUUCCAACGCGCUUUUUUUGCGCCCGUUUGCCGAAAAAGUGGAGCACCGCAUGUGGUCGCCGUCGCUCAAGGAAGCGGCUAGUCGACUUCACGGGGCGGGCGGCCGGUGGCGACGCGUUCUUGCAAAAAGUGUGUUCCGUCUGAGGCUAAUACACUCGCUAGCAUGCCUCAGCUGAGCGACGACGGAGACUUGGGCGCCAACGACGAGUUGAUCCCGUUCAAGGAUGAGGGCGAAAACGACGACAAGACGACCACAGCGGCCGCCGCCGCCGCCGAGCGGGACCUCGACGACGUCAAGUCGUCGCUAGUCAACGAAUCCGAGACAAAUAACAGCCCGUCGGAUUCAGAGUCUCGUGUGUCCGGGCAGGCGGCAGACAGACGAGCCAGACGUCAGUCAGACUCUGCCGACCGGGCUGGAAGCAGCCAGCUGCUUGGGGAAGCGCUGAGGAGGCAGGCCGGGGGUAGGGGUCUCUUCCAGCACCCGGCCUACGUGGGCUACCCCUUCUUCAUGAUUCCCGACCUGUGCGGCUCGUAUCUAACUGGUGGAGGGCUGGCGGCGGGCGCCCAUGCGUAUCUGCCGUGGCAGUGGCCCUUUCUGGAUGUCCCCGGAAGAGCAGCCAGGAGAGACUCAGCCACGCCGGCUCACCUGUCUAGCGGUGUGCCCGCCCACAUGGCUCAUCUUCACCCGCUGCUGUCCUACCGGCCCGAGGCCUUCUCGCCGCCGCCGAGGGCAUUGGCCAGCUUCUCGCCCGAAGCAGCAGGCUCGUCCCGGCUGCCCCACGUUGCACGCUAUCCCGUUUCGCCCGCCGACGUGGCUCAGAUGGCGCACGCCUUUGAUUGGCUCAGCUCAUCCCCUGGCCUGGUGAGCGCCUCACCCUCGCCUGUGCCCUCUCCCAGCUCCUUCUUGGCGGUCGCCAUCAAGCAGGAACCCGAAGAGGCCCGAGAGCACAGCCCGCUGAGGAAGCCAGUGAUGACAGCGCAAGAUGUUAGUGGCAGCAGCGAUCAGAAGGCCAAAGGUCACAUCAAGAAACCGCUCAAUGCCUUCAUGUUGUUUAUGAGGGAUGAAAGGCCCAAAGUGGUUGCACAGUGCCAAGUCAAGGAGAGCGCCACCAUCAACCAGAUACUGGGACAGCGGUGGCAUUCUCUGAGCAAGGACGAGCAGGCCAAAUACUACGAGCUGGCCCGGAAAGAGCGGCUGCUGCACUCGCAACUUUACCCCGGAUGGUCGGCCAGAGACAACUACGGCAAGAAGAAGAAGAGGAAGAAAUUCAAGGGCGGAAGCCAUCAAGAGACCGCCACAGACGAUUCUCCACCGCCGCCCAAGCGUACGCACCUGUCCCCCGUGCACGACGAGGCACCUCACGCACACACUCUCCUCACGCAAACCCGCGCACACACAUCGACCUCCAGUGCGCACACACGCGCCCACCUGUCCCGCCCCCAGACAGUCUCCCAUCUCACGCACACGCACCUGUCCCAGGCCAGCCCCGCCUCCUCCGUGGACUCCCCGGCCACGCCCACGGCGGCGUUGGCGUCACCCGCCGCCCCCGCGCCCACGUACACUGAACACACACACUCUCACGCGUACUCCAACUGCGGCCACAGUGGCCGCUUGUCGCCGGGCGCUGACCAACCGCUCGCCCUCACCACUAAGCCGCUGCGCAGUACGCUUGCGCCACCCAAAUCCACCUUGGACCCAUCCUCCUCCUCCUCCUCCUACAGAUAAGCCAAUCGGCUUUGAGUGGUGGCCGGUCAAUCAGCCAUCAAGGUGUUUAAAAAAAAAAGUUGAAAAAAAAAUAUUGUUGGGGAAAACGACAAGUUUGUGGUCAAUAUUUGACUUUGUCGUCAUUCGUUUUGCCUCAUUUUCACUUACAAACUGCAAACUUUUAUAAACACAAAUAAAUAUUCUCAAUUUCA
Hippocampus comes (tiger tail seahorse) is the source of this 2300-nucleotide messenger RNA. RefSeq names its product transcription factor 7-like 1-B. Gene Ontology annotation, cellular component: catenin-TCF7L2 complex; chromatin; beta-catenin-TCF complex. Bases 547 to 2109 code for a protein of 520 amino acids. Gene Ontology annotation, biological process: regulation of transcription by RNA polymerase II; canonical Wnt signaling pathway. NCBI's taxonomy places the organism in Eukaryota, Metazoa, Chordata, Actinopteri, Syngnathiformes, Syngnathidae. The record is from RefSeq and is a predicted model, not a curated record. Gene Ontology annotation, molecular function: RNA polymerase II cis-regulatory region sequence-specific DNA binding; DNA-binding transcription factor activity, RNA polymerase II-specific. The transcript has 11 exons.